Octodon degus (degu) is the source of this 2064-nucleotide messenger RNA. RefSeq names its product zinc finger DHHC-type containing 7 (gene Zdhhc7). The record is from RefSeq and is a predicted model, not a curated record. Gene Ontology annotation, biological process: protein targeting to membrane; peptidyl-L-cysteine S-palmitoylation. Gene Ontology annotation, cellular component: endoplasmic reticulum; Golgi apparatus. The coding region runs from base 403 to 1329 and encodes 308 amino acids. Gene Ontology annotation, molecular function: protein-cysteine S-palmitoyltransferase activity. Lineage: Eukaryota; Metazoa; Chordata; Mammalia; Rodentia; Octodontidae. The transcript is spliced from 9 exons.
GGCGGACCACCAGAGAACGCCAGUGUCUCUUUGCUUGUUUCACUGUGUACGUGGAGCCCGUUUUGUAAUGGCAGCAGUGACCGAAGAGCUUAAGGACUGUGCUUGAGGUUGUGAAGAGAAGACUCCUUCAUUCUGCCUCACUGGUGGUGAAAAGUAACCGUGGAGCGGUGAGGUUGGAUGAGUGCAGGAGCCGAGCAACUCCGCCCUGGCCAGACGGGCUUCCUCCGCUCGUGCGUGACCUGUGGCCUCUGGCUGCUGCUGUUCCCGUUGAGCUGGACCCCUGUUCUGAUUUCUUUUGUGACCCUGUCACAUAGGACAGCGCGCACCGCAGUGUCCUGAAGGACAGGCGCAGCAUGCUCGAGUGAUGUUCAGAAGUCACCUGUGCGGGCGUGUCCGGGAACCAUGCAGCCCACAGGACACCGGCUCCGAGAUGUCGAGCACCAUCCCCUCCUGGCUGAAAACGACAGCUAUGACUCUGCCUCUUCUUCCUCCUCCGAGGCCGAUGCCGUGGACAGGGUGUGGUUCAUCCGAGACAGCUGUGGCAUGGUCUGUGCCGUCAUGACGUGGCUCCUGGUGGUCUACGCAGACUUUGUGGUGACAUUCGUCAUGCUGCUGCCUUCCAAAGACUUCUGGUACUCUGUGGUGAACGGGGUCGUCUUCAACUGCCUGGCGGUGCUGGCGCUCUCCUCGCACCUGAGGACCAUGCUCACUGACCCCGGGGCGGUGCCCAAAGGGAACGCCACGAAGGAGUACAUGGAGGGCCUGCAGUUGAAGCCGGGUGAGGUCAUCUACAAGUGCCCCAAGUGCUGCUGCAUCAAGCCCGAGCGCGCCCACCACUGCAGUAUCUGCAAAAGAUGCAUCCGGAAAAUGGAUCACCACUGCCCGUGGGUGAAUAACUGCGUAGGAGAAAAGAACCAGAGAUUCUUCGUGCUCUUCACCAUGUACAUAGCCCUGGCCUCAGUGCACGCGCUCGUCCUCUGCGGCCUGCAGUUCAUCUCCUGUGUGCGGGGACAGUGGACCGAGUGCAGUGACUUCUCCCCUCCGAUAACCGUAAUCCUGUUGGUCUUCCUGUGCCUUGAGGGUCUGCUGUUUUUCACAUUCACUGCAGUGAUGUUUGGCACCCAGAUCCACUCAAUAUGCAACGAUGAAACGGAAAUCGAGAGACUGAAAAGCGAGAAGCCCACGUGGGAGCGGAGGCUUCGGUGGGAAGGGAUGAAAUCCGUCUUUGGGGGCCCUCCCUCACUCCUAUGGAUGAACCCCUUUGUUGGCUUCCGGUUCAGGCGACUGCAAGCCUGGCCCAAGAAAGGCGGCUCUGAGUUCUCGGUGUGAGCCUCCUUGUGGGCUGUGACUUGCCUGUGGACCCGGCCAGUUUGGCUCUGCCAGCCCCAUGACCAGGAGGGCAGGUGGGCACAGGUUGCAGUGGCCAGCAGAUGGGUGUGGCCACGUUGGCCCGAGAGGAAGCCGGCGAGAGCCUUCCUGCAUGCCGGGGCCGGGUGAGGAGCAGCUCCGGCUGCAUGCCUGCUGGCCCUGCAGGGAAGCCUGCUGGCCCGGUGACACCAGCACACUCCCUGAGCAGAGGGGCGUCUCCACGGAGACCUCAGCCUCUGAGCCCAGGCCCUGCGCACCGAAGGUGCAGACAGCCGGCGCGCUGAGGGCGAAGGCAGUUUCCAGAACACUCCGGGCCCGGCCGACAGCGCCCCUCCCAGCCCGUCUGUGCGCCCGUCUGUGUGUCUGUGCACGUGUGCGGUGUGUGCCUGUGUGUCCAAUCGGCAGUGUUGUUUCCACAGUGUGGUAUUUAGCAGCUGUGUACAGCAAUCAAGCUAUUUUUCAGAAGCCGACGUUUCAGGGAAGAGGGGCAAGCUGUGCGGGUCCCCCGCGCUGUCUAUGAAUGUAUUCCCAGCUGGACAGUGUCUUGAUCCAAAGAACAGCCACCCUGUGCGGCCCUGAGACGCCCGCCCAUGGAUUUCCCGGCAGGAGCCCGGAGCCGGCCUGUGGUCCCAGCCGAGCUGGCAGUGUCUGCCCAGUCCUGGUGUGAGGAGAGCCGGCCGCACAGUACAGGGAGGG